AUGGGCGUCCAGAAUCUAUGGGUUCUACUAGCGCCUGUGGGACGACAAGUUGAGAUUGAGUCACUAGCAGGUCAAGUUCUCGCUGUUGAUGCAAGUAUUUGGCUAACACAGUUCAUUAAAGCGAUGCGUGAUGACGAGGGUCGUAUGAUUCCCAAUGCUCAUCUUCUAGGAACUCUUCAUCGUGUUGCAAAACUCCUUUAUUAUCAAAUACGUCCAGUGUUUGUAUUUGAUGGACAAACGCCUGAGAUCAAGAAACGAACAACAGCUCGACGUAGAAAACGACAGGAGCAACAGACAGCGAAUCUACGUCAUACAGCAGAACGUCUUCUGCUUAACCGAUUGAAACAGCAGCGACAAGAGGUAGACGGAAUGAUGAUGAAAAAGAAGACUGGUGGUGGUGGUGAUCCAGUACGAGCUGCUGUUGCACCAGGAUUUACAUUACCAGGAACGAAGAGGAAGAAAGAAGAUGAUGAAGUAAUAAGACGAGACCACAUUCAAGAUGAUGAUGAAGAAGAAGAAAGUGAACGAAGAAAAAAGAAUGAGACAAUUCAGCAAAAGGAGAAACUCGACACGAUAAAUAGCGUGCAGGGUCUUGAAGAGACCGCAGUAGUGGAGCAGAAGGCUAAAAAUGAAGAUCUGACGCUGGAUGAUAUUGACUUGGACACAGCACGACUGUCAAAAAUUGAUCUCCAUGCGGUCUUUUCCUUACCACCUCAUUUGCAAAAAGACAUGAUUCAGAAGAUCCUGCGUGAUAGACGUCAGAAGGUUAGGGACCAGUUUAUUCCGCUUGCUGGAAAUCCGGAGAAAUACUCACACACGCAAAUAUCAUCGUUUUUACAAACGAGCGCAUUGAACCGACGAAUUGAAGCUGUGAAACGACAAAAGAGAGAAGAGGAGAUGAAACACCAGGGUGGUGUAGGACAAGGGCAUCGGAUUGAUUCAAAUAGCAACCGCUUUUACAUUUACCAAAGAGAUACAGACAACAACAAGGAAACUGACCAACAAGAUGAAGAUGUAGUAGCGGACGUGGAUUGUACUGAUAUGGCAGAACGAGCCGCGACUAUUGAGUCGAUGCAGCCUAACGAUGCUCAAGUUGGUGCCCUUAAGUCAGUGAAAGAGCAAUCUCUUUCUAAGUUUUCAUCUGGGCAACCAGAACUUGCUUCUGAUGAUAAUGCAAUGGAGGCGACAGCGACGUGGAUCGCACGACAUCAGGUACGCGUUAAGCAGGAACCUAUGCUUGCGAUCGAAAAACUUCGGCUGAAGAGGCUUACGAAGGCGGCUACCUCUGUGAAGCCAGCUGCUCCCGACGUCAGUGUCAAGCAACUUCCAGCAAGUGAUGUAAGUGUUACACUAAAUGUUGACGAUGUUGAGCCUGAAGAAAUGGUGCGAUUUCAGAAGCUGCUCUCAGCAUCUGCAGCCAUGCCUAUUUCUACUGCUGGAACCAAACACGAUGUUGAUGAUGAAAAUGACGAGGAUGACGAUGUUGAUUGGGAGGAGGUGGAUGCAAACACCGUGAAGCAACCCUCAAAUGAUAUUUUUGGCUCUGGGAAUGACGAGCAAACGGUGCCAAAACACGUUGAUACGAAUAAAUUGUCGCCUUUUGGUAAAACAAGCGUACUACGUGCCGCGAAGGAACGAAAAAACGAAGAAGCUGGAAGCGAGGAUAAGCUGGAGUUGGAGAACAUGAAAGAGGUGACAGCUGUUGGUGUUACUGGUGCUGUGUCCAUGGAGCAAAAGGAGCAACAAUUGCCAGACGUUGACUCUUGGGAUGAACGAGAGACUGAUUACAAAGUCGAUGACGCGGAAGGUACUGAGGAGUUAUUUCUGACGCUGAAAGAUGAGAUGGAGGAUGCUAAGGGGCAUGAAGAUCUUGAUUUGCUCAAAGAUGAGGCGCUACAGUCUGCAAUGGCGACUGCUUCAAAUCUUACGCAAUGGGCUGCUGGUGCUGUACGACGAGCAUUGCAGGCGCACUCGUUGCAACAUGGUAGAAAAGGCGAAGCUCGUGGAAGUUCUCUUGCUUCACCAAGAGAAAAAAUAGAAGCUCAGGAUGGUUGUACGUUUGGUGUCGCUAAGGACUCACUUCAGCUUCUGAUCGAAGAAAAAAAGUCCAAGUCUGUCAUCCAGCGUGCAGAAGCGAUCGUUACCAAAGAAGAAGAAAACGUCACGCAAGUCGAUGUCAAAGUCCCCGACGCGAUAGAAGACAACGAAGAGCAGCUACAAGCCGCAUUGGCGGCUUCAAUUGCUAAUGACCACGAAGAGUUAGCAGACAAAGCUGGUAAUGCUGUUCGCUAUCUCCAGUACUCGCAACCAAAUGAGGACUCGGAGCCUAACAUGCUGACGGAUACCACAAGUUUAGAGAUGGAUGCGGCCACAUUGCGAAAGGAACAGCUUCAACUGAAGAAGCUGCGGAAUCAGCAGUUGCGUGACACAGAUGGUAUCACUGACGAUAUGGUGGCAGAAGUGAUGGAACUGCUGCGUUUGUUCGGGGUGCCCUUUCUUGUGAGCCCUAUGGAAGCGGAAGCACAGUGUGCGGCACUAGAACAACUUGGACUUGUGGAUGGCGUUAUCACGGAUGAUAGCGAUAUCUUCCCAUUCGGCGGCCAGCGCGUUUACAAAAACAUUUUUCACCACCAAAAGUUUGUCGAAGCCUUUUCGACUCGCGACAUUGAGCGCGAGCUGGGAUUUUCGCGAGAGCAGAUCAUUGCUUUGGCGCUACUCCUUGGAAGCGAUUAUACGGAUGGGGUACGAGGUAUUGGCAUAGUGAAUGCAACUGAGAUUGCAGCUUCUUAUCCGGGUAUUGAAGGUCUCCGUGAGUUUAAGAAAUGGGUCCAUGAGUUUGAUGUUGGCGAAGAGGCCCAACGUGUUGCUUCAAGUGGGUCUACGAAGAGAAAAAAAGGAGUGAAGAAGGGAAAAGGUGAUGAAGGGGACGAUGAAAAUGAUGACGAAACAGCUCGGGAACGCUUCCAACGGUCUCACGCAAGCUUACGUCGAAAGUGGGAAUUAGGCGAUGAGUUUCCAAGCCAACAUGUUGUCCAGGCGUAUAUGGCUCCUCAAGUGGAUCGCUCUGAUGCUCAAUUCUCGUGGAGUUCUCCAGACGUGGCUGCUUUGCGGAACUAUUGUGCGAAUGCUUUCGGAUGGGAUCAGCAAAAAAGUGAUGGCGUUUUACAGCCCUUGGAAGAGAAGGCAAAAGCUGCCGCAGCCUUUGGCAGCAGACAUAUCCAAACACGAUUGGAUCAAUAUUUUACGAGCUACGACGACCGAGUCCAUUAUGCUCAAGUCAAGAGCAAACGAUUGCGUUCUGCAAUAAGCCACGGUAGCAAGCGUAAGAAGCAGAGAGAAUAA
Peronospora belbahrii is the source of this 3342-nucleotide messenger RNA. The record is from the annotation of a GenBank genome assembly. NCBI's taxonomy places the organism in Eukaryota, Oomycota, Peronosporomycetes, Peronosporales, Peronosporaceae.